Cucurbita maxima (winter squash) is the source of this 2245-nucleotide messenger RNA. Its product is annotated as 65-kDa microtubule-associated protein 6-like. The transcript is spliced from 12 exons. The coding region runs from base 1 to 1803 and encodes 600 amino acids. NCBI's taxonomy places the organism in Eukaryota, Viridiplantae, Streptophyta, Magnoliopsida, Cucurbitales, Cucurbitaceae. The record is from RefSeq and is a predicted model, not a curated record. Gene Ontology annotation, biological process: microtubule cytoskeleton organization. Gene Ontology annotation, cellular component: cytoplasm; spindle. Gene Ontology annotation, molecular function: microtubule binding.
AUGUUGGCUGUUGGUAGUCCUUUUGCCAGUGUUCGCACGAGCUCUAGUUGUAAUGCUUUACUCAGAGAACUUCAGCAAAUAUGGAAUGACAUUGGCGAGAGUGAAGCUGACAAAGACCGUAUGCUCCUGGAAUUGGAGAGGGAAUGCUUGGAAGUGUAUCGGAGAAAGGUCGAGGAAGCUGUGAAUGCCAAGGCACGACUCCAUCAAUCCGUUGCGUCAAAGGAGGCCGAGGUUGCAACAUUGAUGGCUGCUCUUGGUGAACUAAGUUCUUCGAGUCAGGUUGAGAAGAGGUCCAAAACAUUGAAGGAAAAGCUUGCUUCUGUCACUCCCUUAGUAGAAGAGUUGAAGACAAAGAAAGAAGAGCGUUUGAAACAAUUUGCAGAUAUAAAAGCCCAAAUCGAGAAGAUCAGUGUCGAGAUUUCAGGAUAUAGCAACCAUCUUAACGACCACACGAUCAUCAAUACUUUAACCUUGGAAGAAACAGACCUGUCUUUGAGAAAGCUUAAUGAGUAUCAAACUCAUCUUCGCACCCUGCAAAAGGAGAAGUCUGAUCGACUUCAUAAGGUUUUGGAACAUGUUAGUGAGGUUCAUUCUCUCUGUGGCGUUCUUGGCGUGGAUUUUGGCCAGACUGUAAGUGAUGUGCAUCCGAGCUUAGAAAGAACAAGCGUGGAACAAGCUACAAAUAUCAGCAAUAGCACAUUGGAAGGCCUAGAACACACUAUUCUUACAUUGAAAGCAGAAAGGAAAACUCGAAUUCAGAAGUUGAAGGACAUAUUAACAUCACUAUUUGAACUUUGGAACUUGAUGGACUCCUCACAUGAUGAAAAGAGUAAAUUUUCCCGGAUAACUUCCAUUGUACGUGUACCCGAAACAGAAGUCACAGAACCAGGUCUUCUCUCCACAGAGACGAUUGAACAGGCAUCAGCAGAAGUGGAGAGGUUAACUAAACUAAAAGCGGGUCGGAUGAAACAGCUCGUAAUGAAGCGAAGGUCUGAGUUGGAGGAGAUUUGUAGAAUGACUCACAUUGAAGCUGAUCCUAGCACAGCUUCUGAGAAAUCAAGUGCUUUGAUAGAUUCAGGUCUCGUAGAUCCUUCUGAACUCCUUGCAAACAUUGAAGUGCAAAUCGUCAAAGUAAAAGAAGAAGCCACAAGCCGAAGAGACAUAAUGGAUCGAAUAGACCGCUGGCUGUCAGCAUGUGAGGAAGAAAAUUGGCUUGAAGAGUAUAAUCAAGACGAGAAUCGUUAUAAUGCAGGGAGAGGUUCACACGUUAAUCUGAAACGUGCAGAACGAGCGAGAGUGACUGUUAGCAAAAUCUCAGCUAUUGUUGAUAAUCUGAUAAACAGAACUCUGGCCUGGGAAGAUGAAAAGAAGACUAUGUUUCUUUAUGAUGGGGCAAGAUUGGUGACUAUACUUGAAGAUUAUAAGUUAAGUAGACAACACAGAGAAGAGGAGAAAAAGAGACACAGGGAUCAAAAGAAACUCCAAGAUAUCCUCCUAACAGAAAAGGAAGCUAUGUAUGGAUCUAAACCCAGUCCUAGGAAGAGCAACAGCUUUAGGAAGACUAAUGGAUAUCGUGCGAACGGGAAUGGAUCAAUGACGCCAAUGCCUCGUCGAAACUCUGUUGGUGGAGCGGCCCCAGAGCUCCUCACUCCUAGAUCCUAUUCCGGGCGCCAAAAUGGAUACUUCAAAGAAAUGAGGAGGUUGUCUACUACACCAUUGAAUUUUGUGGCCAUAUCUAAGGAUGAUACAAUGUCAUACGCUUCCAUUUAUGGAUCUGAGCCAGGUUCUCCACCCCAGAGUUAAAUCUUAAUGCUCUCGUCAUGGAGCUCGUAUGUGAUCUACAGGGAAGGCACAACGGUCACAAACGGGAUAUUCGUAUACUUUGUGAAUAAGAAACAAUUUGUAAACUAGUUUACAACUGUGAUUCAAUAGGACAACUUGGAGGAGGGAAUGCAACUAACAGGUCGAGGAGACGUAAAAGAUGGUGUUUUAGCAACUCGACGCGUGUAUGGUAUAAAAUAGGUAGUGACAAUAACAGAUAAGUAGCUCGAAACCAUGCAUCUAAGGUUUCUUGUAUGUUGAAAUAGGAAGAUUUGAUAUAGUAGGGAGUGCGACCACAAUGUUGUGUGGAUUUUGUUAGUGUUUUAUGUAUUGUAUAUAUUUAUGUUUCUCAAACUAAAGCAACCAUUCGAUUUUAGAUUCUUGAUCUUUUGGAGAUGAUGCAUAUUCCAGGUGUUUUUUUUUC